This is a messenger RNA of Neospora caninum, 2127 nucleotides long. RefSeq lists its product as hypothetical. The coding region runs from base 1 to 2127 and encodes 708 amino acids. The transcript has 3 exons. The record is from RefSeq and is a predicted model, not a curated record. NCBI's taxonomy places the organism in Eukaryota, Apicomplexa, Conoidasida, Eucoccidiorida, Sarcocystidae.
AUGGAAGGAUCCACAGAGACUGGACUCGCCGGUGCUCGUCUACGUGUGAAGGCAGAGAUGUGGAGACGGAAAAGGGGGAUUCUGCGUGCAGUUUCUCUCGCAUGCUUCUCUUUGCUUUUGCUCCAUGCGCCACUGUCCGCUCGACCGGUCUUCGCUGGAGACGCAGGCGCAAAGGAAACUAUCCGCGCCGCAGAGAACCGCGCACCUCCGUCGCCUUCGCUGCUUGUGGAAGCGCCAUCUGCAAUUGCGGAUGAAAGCCAGAGAACCGCGUUCUCAAAAGCAGCGGGGAAUGCAGAAGGCGCUGAGGAGUCUUCUGCGGCAGAAGAAAAGCCGCACAUUUCGCCUGACAAAGAGGCGCCUGCUUCCUCUGGGAGACUUCACAAAACGCCUGCGGAAAAAACAGACGCGAAAGAGAACGAGGAAGUCCAAGGAGUCGAGCGAAAAGGAAAGGGAGACGACGCGCAAGAGAAACCGCACACCGCAGAGUCACCCUCGGCAAGGCUUAGCGCUGAAGGAGAAAAGGCAGAAGAUAGCCCGACUCAGACACGCGAAGGGGUGGAUUCCGAGAACGAAAAGAAACCGGCGAUCGAGACGGAAAGAUCCAAGAGCCGAGAGGAGAGGAAGGACCAACCACAGGAACGCGCUGACGUUGGCCAGACGGAACGAGAGGAAAACAGAGACAAGGAAAUGGAAAACGACGUGACUGCAGGUAGAAGCGCACCGAAUAGUCAAUACCCGGGCACAAAGAAUGAAUUCAUGGGUGAUAACCGCGACAGCAAUGAAAGCUUUGGUAAAGAUCACGUGAAGCGUGAUGACGCAUCUCACGAUGAUCAUGUCCGAGACGGCCAGCCUGACGAGGACGAAUAUGACGAGGAUGAUUCUGAUGAAGAUGAUUCUGAUGAGGAUGAUUCUGAUGGAGAUGAUUCUGAUGAGGAUGUUUCUGAUGAAGAUGAUUAUGAGGAAGAUGAUUCUGAGGAAUAUAAUUCUGAUGAAGAUGAUUCUGAGGAGGUUGAUCCUCAUGAUGAUGAUUCUGAGGAUGAUCCUAAUGAAGAAAGCACUUUUGAUGGCUACGUCGAUUACGAUGACGCCGGCGAUGAGGAUCAGGCUCAAAAUGACCUGGACUACGGUUCUCCUUCUCCCGAUCCCAACACGCUGAACGAAGCGAAGCACGGCACAAUCACGUCCGGCGGAAGUCGCGAGAGCGACGAAGAGGCGAAAGAAACACACGUCGAAGAAGAACAGAAAGACAAACUGCACUCGACAGGCACUACAGGAGGGUCCAUGGCAACAAGGGUGGCAAAAACAGAAGAGCGAGAAGCACCUGAGAAAGACGGAAGCUCCCACGACGAAGCAAGCGAUCAGAGGAAGGAAGGCGACGGAAAGCCAGAAGGGGGAACAGGCGAAAAAAACAGAGCAAAGUCCUCCAGUGAUCGUGGUGAACAAGAGGAAGAGCAGGCUACUGGCGAGGCCGGUCCCUUUGUUAUUCCGCCGUACAUGCACCCAGCUAUCCCGGCCGAUUUCUUCUCCUCGUAUUUCGCGCCGGAAGACGGGGAUUUCCCUCCCGGUUUGGCUGUUGCUCCGGUCGGUCAGUCUCCAUUCGAUGCCCUCGAGGAAAGGCGGGGCACAGAGGACGAAAUCACGGAGCGAACAUCGCGCUGGGCAGAGCGGAGAGAAGGCAGGAGGGAGGCGACAGGACACUUCGAAGCCUCGCCGGGUCAAAAGGACGACCCACGCGAGGAGAUGGAAAGAAACAAAGAACGUGGAGAAACGGAAGUUGCUGACAGUGCGGUGCGCCGGGACGCCGAGCUUGCCACAUCACAGGGUCUCGAAAACGUUGAGGACGGAGAAUCCCCUAAGUCUGAUUUAGACGUGUCUCCUCUCCAGCGACACCACCGCCCUCGUCCCCCACAUUACUACUACCCUGUCUACCCUGUCCCCGUUUACCCCAUUCCCACCUAUCCGUCACCUGUCCCCGGUCGGCCUUAUCCUCCCUCGUAUCGUGUCCCGUAUCCGUCCACUCCUUCUCCGAUGCCAUUGCAUCCCUUGCCUCCGCAAUAUCCGCCCAGCUACGGUUACCCCAGCCUACCCCCGAGGGACGAUGAAUGGGAGUUUGGAGAGGAAGUCUGA